Molecule: messenger RNA, 1586 nt
Organism: Amoebophrya sp. A120
Lineage: Eukaryota; Dinophyceae; Syndiniales; Amoebophryaceae
Source: the annotation of a GenBank genome assembly
GUUUUUUGCACGCAAGAGCCUCGGGUUGUGUAGAAAUCGUUUUGGGAUCAGGAAUUUCUGAAUUGAUUUGGAUGACUAGCAUAAAGCCAGCCAGUGAUCAUAAGCGCAAUCUGAAAUUAUUGAUACCUACCACAGAGUCAAAAGUUGUUUGCAAUUAUCGGUUUUUUUUUUCAGCACAAAUCACUUCGGGCAGUCUUUCAGGGAAGUAGCAGUAGAAAAUGUCGGCUGACGCGCUUCUAGGGUGGCUGCAAACACCGGAAGGCCCUGGCGAUGACAUACUUGAGUUCUUGACGAACUACGAUCUUCAUCAACUGGGGCAAGUUUGCCGCGAAGCGCACGCAGCGGUUCGCAGGGACGGAAAGCUGCGUUGUCGCAACGUAGUGAUCAACUUCUCUUGCAAGAAAACUGGCGCAAUUGGUGGAACUCGAGAAGAUCCAGACGAUCUCACCCUAAGCGCCCAGCCCCGGGAUGAUCUCACAACAUUGCUAAGGCACGACCUGGCAGAUGUGAAGACGCUGCGGAUUGAGGUGCAUGCAAAGAUUCCGAAGUGUGGGGCGCCACAUAUUGUCAUCGAUCCGAUCCUUCCGCAGAUAGCUUCUCUGUUGACCGCGACCACGCAUCUGCAGCACUUCGUCCUGAUUGUCCUCGAUGUGGCCCCGGAGGGGAGUCGAUACGCUGACCCCGACCACUGGUUCCUGUACCAGAACCCGGUGGCACCAGCGCACCUCGAUUCUCUCUUGAAGUUUCAGACAGCCUUGUCCGAUUUAAAGAGCCUGGAAGUGCUGAGUAUUCCCAGCGCCGUCGCCGUUUCGAGCCUCACUUUUCGCCCGGGGCCCGGUCUGAGCACGCAGCUACCCAAAUUGAGUCAGCUGCACGUCACGGGCUUUCUCAGUGCAAAGAAGGUCACGCGCGCUUCAUUUCUGACUGCGAUCGUUUUGGGACGGGGUGUCGGGGCACGGGCUCCAAGCCUCACCACGGUCUCGCUAGAAGGGUUCGACUGUGUCGCCGGUUCUGGAGACCACUUCCCAGCGCUUUGGCAGCAAGUGGCCGGCUCGUCGCUGCGGAGACUAUCUGUUCGCGUCAAUCAGUCAGCGGAUUUGCAAGAAGACUUCUGCCAGCGCCUCCGGCAAGCGGACUGGUUCUGGUCGUGCUGCAGCGGUGUCACCCACCUCGAGUUAGACUUCCCGCCCAAUGCGCCGGACUUAUCGAAGCGUUUCCCAAGCCUGCAGGCGUUGCACCUGACUGGUUUUCGACGCGAAACUCCCCUCAAGAAGUGUUACCGUCCCAAAGUUGUGGAGCUGCUGAAGACGUUUGACUUCACCAAGCGGCGGCUGGUGCUUCACGAUACGGAACUUUUCGCAGCCGAGCUCGGUGCGAUGUCGAUCAUCCUGUCGCCAUCUGUGGACACAGCGUCGGACCACGAGACGCUGCUGCACAGGGAGCAGUUGCGGAAAAAGCUCGAAGAGAUAAUGAAUGAUGCGAAGCUUUUCAAUUCGAAAACAACUUGGUGCAAAAUCGCGACUGGUCUGCCGCUUUGUUGGCUUACGGAGCGUGAUAUUUCGGCCGGACGAAAAAAGUCAAAGUGA